Messenger RNA from Alosa alosa (allis shad), 2685 nucleotides. RefSeq names its product transmembrane protein 245-like. The transcript has 16 exons. The record is from RefSeq and is a predicted model, not a curated record. Bases 1 to 2208 code for a protein of 735 amino acids. NCBI's taxonomy places the organism in Eukaryota, Metazoa, Chordata, Actinopteri, Clupeiformes, Clupeidae.
AUGGCCAACGCGGAGAGCUCCGAACGAGACAAAAGCAUCGCGCCCUACAACAUCGGGGCGAUGAUUUUUGUUGUGAUCUGUUGCGGAGCAGCGGCGCUAAUUUACUUAAUCUUAGAGGCGUUCCUUCGUCCACUGUUUUGGGCUGUGCUGUGCGGGACUUUAUUGCACCCGUUUAAAGUCUCUCUUGCCCAUGUCUGCCGCUCUGGGCUUGAUGGACUGAAGAAGACGAAAACCCCGCUGGUACUGGGGACGUUGUUAGUUCCAGUUUGGUGUGUCAAUUAUGUUGUUGACAUGUUGGAACCACGCUGGGUGCUGGAAUGGUUGAAAGUACCGAUGGUCGCGGCAGUAGCUUCGUUACUUGCACUAUACCCGCCCUGGAGCCUCAAUGGAAUGCAGGUGAUCCUCGGGCACGUCUCGACUGCCAUCUCUCUUGGGCUGGAUUGCUUCAGCGCCGUGUGGGUGGGCACCUUAGUGGUUGGCUAUGUUCUUGCAGUGGCCUUCAAGUGGACUCCAGGGACGGAGGGUUACCUGUGGAAAAUUUAUUUUCCUGUGUGGAUUGUUCUCAUAUUCUACCUUGUGUCUUUGGCAGGGUCGUGGAGAGUUCCUGUGUUUGUAUUAGCAGUGGUACUGCUCUUCAUUUGGUCCCAACCUGGUAGAAAGUCAUUUGAUGCCAUUUAUGGCCUUUACACGGCCAUGUCCAACAACAUACUGGGCUCCAUGUGUCAGCAGAAACGGGCCAGUGACAUCUACUUUGUGCUGCUGGGAUGGGCCUUCGUUGUGGUACAGAUAUUCCUCAACCUAUGGAUCAGACAGCUGCUCCUCAUACUUGUAGUUGUGUCUUUUCUGAAAAAAGCCAUAGUGCGCUUUGUUCUGAAGGAUUUUGCAGAGUGCAGUCUGUCUUCCUGGUGUGUCAGACUUCAGCAAUUCGUUGGAAAGAGACAGGAAGUGCUUCUGCCUGGACCAAUCAGGGGCCUCUCUCAGAACCUGCUUUAUGUUGACACCAAGAUGAUCGGGUGGCUGGAACAUUGGCGGGAAAAACUUAUUAGCAUCUUCAUCAUCUGUCUGCUAGUUAUUGGAACUCUGAUGAUGACCCUGCUGCUAACAGCCAUGGUACACCAUGAGAGUGUUGAAAUCAUUGAGGUCACAAGUAACCUGAUCAAUGAGACAGUCUCCAACCACCCAGAGUGGGCAAACUGGCUUCCAGAGGCACGAGUUGUCCAGAACGCCUUUAACUCGGCUGCGACCAAUGUCUACCAACAUGGUCGAGAAUGGAUAACACACAAGCUGCACAAAAUGUUGGGGGACAAGGUGAAUCACACGAUAGUCAUAGAGAACCAGGUGCUGGAAGUCUGGGACAGAUUGUACCACUCUUGGUUUGUCAAGAAUGCCACACACACUGAGCACCAGCGCCAGUGGCAUGUGCAGAGACAGAACAGCUGGUUUGGGGACAUUUCGGUCGUCUGGCAUAUUGCCUCCUUCCUCCAGGUGAACAUUCAGACCCUUCCAGCGAUUUUGGAGUCUUUGUGGAUAGUGAUGAGCCAAAAUGUGAGACUUCUAACGACCACUCUGUUAACGGUCCUAUUUCACAGCGGCACGGCGCUAUUCAACUUGGUUUUGUCUCUGGUGAUCUUCCUGACCACACUCUUCUACCUGCUGAGCUCCUAUGAAGAUAAAUAUAAGCCAGUCGAAUGGCUGAUCAACCACACCCCUCUGUCCCAGGUCGUUACCUCGUCCGACAUCAUCAGCCAGUCAAUGGAGGAGGCUAUCAGGUGUGGGGUGUUUCAUGCAUCACUGAAGAUGGCGGGCUUCUACGGUCUAUACACUUGGCUCACACACACCAUUUUUGGCCUCAACAUUGUCUUCAUCCCCUCAGCCAUGGCUGCUAUCUUGGGUGUGGUGCCAUUUUUGGGGACGUACUGGGCAGCUCUGCUGGCAGUGCUGGACCUGUGGCUGGCUCAGGGGGAGGGGUUCAAAGCGCUGCUCCUGCUGGGCAUCCACGUGCUCCCCACAUACUUUGUGGACACCGCCAUUUACUCCGACAUCUCUGAAAUCUCCGGUGGAGGGCAUCCUUACCUGACGGGUCUGGCAGUUGCGGGAGGCGCGUACUAUCUGGGCCUGGAGGGGGCCAUCAUCGGGCCCAUCCUGCUCUGCAUCCUGGUGGUGGCGUCCAACAUCUACAGACACAGAGCUGAGGAAAGGAGUGAGUAAAGAAAUGGGUGCCCUGUCUGCAGUGUGUUUGUUGUAAUUUCUCUCUCUCUCCCCAUCACCCUUCUCUUACGCCUUCGGGUGUGUAUCUCUCGCGCUGCUCAGCAGGGGCUGUGCUGAGGCACCUACAGCAGACAAGCACCAACCCCCCUCUUCCUCCUCCUCCCUUUCCGCUAGAUGUUAUUGUGGCAAGAUCUGUUUUUUUCUCCAAUGGGUGUUGCCUCUGAGCUCCCCCUUUGCAAGACCUUUGCAACAUUUUUGAACUGUUUCAAUCCCUAGAGUGAAUCACUAGUGACUAAAGUGUGCAUCAGAGGGACACCCGUGGAGGGAGUGAUGUCACAUGCUACAGCGCCCGUACCAUAUAUGGGUCCGAGUGCCCACAGGGACCCAAGUUUGAAUCCGACCUGCAGUCAUUUCCCGAUCCCGCCCCAUCUCUCUCUCCCACUUGCUUCCUGUCUCUCUCCACUGUCCUGUCCAAAU